Hipposideros armiger (great roundleaf bat) is the source of this 583-nucleotide messenger RNA. It is a transcript of the gene DLX1, whose product is annotated as distal-less homeobox 1. The transcript has 3 exons. Bases 74 to 583 code for a protein of 169 amino acids. Lineage: Eukaryota; Metazoa; Chordata; Mammalia; Chiroptera; Hipposideridae. The record is from RefSeq and is a predicted model, not a curated record.
UGACUCUCGGCGCGCACUGUUUUAAUCAGACCGGUGCAGCCUCGAGCUGGAGUGGCCAGCUGGGCCUGGAGCAAUGCGAGCGGGCCCCAGGGAGCAGCGGCGGCGGCGCGGCGGCCGAGUGAAAACACAGAGACCCCCAAAAGGAAAGCAGAGGAGAGAGAGAGAGACCCACACCCAGACCCCGCGAGAAGAGAUGACCAUGACCACCAUGCCAGAAAGUCUCAACAGCCCCGUGUCGGGGAAGGCGGUGUUUAUGGAGUUUGGGCCGCCCAACCAGCAAAUGUCUCCUUCUCCCAUGUCCCACGGGCACUACUCCAUGCACUGUUUACACUCGGCAGGCCAUUCGCAGCCCGACGGCGCCUACAGCUCGGCCUCGUCUUUCUCCCGACCGCUGGGCUACCCCUACGUCAACUCGGUCAGCAGCCACGCGUCCAGCCCCUACAUCAGUUCGGUGCAGUCCUACCCGGGCAGCGCCAGCCUCGCCCAGAGUCGCCUGGAGGACCCAGGUCAAAAUCUGGUUCCAGAACAAGCGCUCCAAGUUCAAGAAGCUGAUGAAGCAGGGUGGGGCGGCUCUGGAGGGUAA